AUGAGCGUCCGCGUCGUCGCACGAAUCCGGCCACUGCUCAAGCAGGAGCUCGACAGGGACACCAUCGUCACGGCCGAAGCGCUCGAUGGCGAUUCCACCGCUACAGUCGUGCGGUUACCCAGCCCAAAGAACGAUGCAGAGUCGUUCAGCUUCCAGUUCAGCUCUGUGUACGAGCAGGAAGCCACACAACAACAACUGUUCGAUGCCGAAAUCGCACCGACAGUGAAACACCUGUUCAAUGGCUUUGACCUGUCGAUCUUCGCGCAUGGCUGCACCGGUACCGGCAAGACACAUACGAUGCGAGGAGGGAAGUCGCUGGCCGACCGUGGUGUAAUCCCCCGACUGUUGAGCGCUAUAUAUCGGCGAUGCAAGAAAGUCGAGAAGGACACAGCCGGCGCGACAAAUGUGGAGGUCGCACUGGAAUACUUCGAGAUCUACUGCGAUCGCGUAUAUGACCUUUUUGAGCCUCCGGAGAAACGCACACCAUCUGGACUCCCAAUUCGCGACAAUCACGGAAAGACAGUCGUUGUUGGUCUGACUGAGAAGCCAUGCACAACUUUGAAGGAGUUCGAGCAGCUGUACGAUCAGGCGAACAUGAACCGUUCGACGUCUGCGACAAAGCUCAACGCUCACUCUUCGCGCUCACACGCCGUACUUUGUGUCAAGAUCACACAGACCACGGAAACGACGAUUCGCAUCAGCCGAGCAUCCUGCAUCGAUCUCGCAGGCUCAGAAGACAACCGACGUACAGAAAACAACAAAGAGCGCCUGGUCGAGAGUUCUGCUAUCAAUAAGUCCCUUUUCGUGCUAGCGCAAUGCGUCGAGGCGAUGAACAAGAAGCAGAGCAGGAUACCAUACCGAGAGUCGAAGAUGACGCGAAUCCUCUCACUUGGUCAAAACAAGGGUCUGACUGUCAUGAUCCUCAAUCUCGCACCGACUCGCGCGUAUCACCUGGACACGAUUAGCUCUCUGAACUUUGCCAGCCGCACGAAGAAGAUCGAAGUCGCGGAAGUGGAGAACGACCCGGUUUACAGAAGCAUGACGAAACCUCUUGCAGUGACAAGUAGCAUCGGAGGGGCAAACAUCAAGCGACAGCCUCUACGAGCCUUGACGGCAGCAGCUAAUGCCAAUGUAACUGAGACAGGGAAGGAGAAGAAGGGAGAGAAGCCUGUGAAGGCCUUUUCCGUGUACUCUGAUUCUCGCAAGCCUGUCUCACGUGUAUCUAACCUUGCUUCUCAGAAUCAAGGCGUACGACGGACGGAAGCGCAGAAGCGGGUGGCAGAGCCGAGCAGCACGUUCGUCACCCGGCCUACCAAAACGUUCCGAGCGGCUGACAGCACCUCACGAGUUCGUAACAUCGAGCCCGGUAUGACGAAAGAAUCUAUCGAAGCGCUCAUCGCGCAGAGGAUCGACGAGCGUCUCGCAGAGAAAGCAUUGCAGGAUGCUGCAACUGCAGCUCCUGCACUUUCGGACGAGCUACAGCGGCGCCUUGAUGACCUAGAACACCGCAUUGAUGCAAAGGAAGACGAUGGAAAAUCACAAGGCCUGCAGUUCUUGCUAAUGGCCAAGCAGCAUCAUGCACGGGGCGAAGAUGUUAGCGCUCUUCGCAUGUAUCACUUGGCCGAGCCGUACUUCCCUGGCAACGAGAAGCUACAAUUGAAGAUGAGAAGUUUGGAGGAUCGAAUACGACUAAAGCGCGAAGACGGACAAAAGCACGUCUCGACAACAGCACUGCCAGCACCAGCAUCAAGCCUGAUGGCACCAUUGAAGGCAGACAAGAAGGCCUCUAGGCCGAAGACGGUGUUCCGGGAUGAUGCGGAAUCAGAGGAUGAUGGAUUUGCACCACCGCCACAGUCAGACCACGAUGACUCGUUUGCAUCAGAAGACAGCUUCGUGGCGAGGCCAAAGGUGGCUCGCAAGCCCAAGAAGGUGAUGAAGAAACUUCCUAUCUUCCGCGACGACCUUGAUCUUUCUGCCGCCCCUGGCGAGCAAACACCGCGAACAUCUCAUCUUCUAAAAAUCAUCAACAGCCGGGACGUCAACCAAAUUAAGUCGCUGAAAGGAGUGGGCUUGAAAAAGGCUGAUGCUAUAGUGAAUUGCUUGAUGGAGAUGGACAACGCUGAAGUACAGGACCUGGCAAGUUUGGCUACACUGAAGGGUGUCAGCGGCAAGACUGUGGAAAAUAUGAGGAUGGGACUGAGCAUUGGUGGUGAUUACGAUUUUUGA
Molecule: messenger RNA, 2226 nt
Organism: Ascochyta rabiei
Lineage: Eukaryota; Fungi; Ascomycota; Dothideomycetes; Pleosporales; Didymellaceae
Exons: 3
Coding region: 1-2226 (741 amino acids)
Biological process (GO): microtubule-based movement
Cellular component (GO): microtubule; kinesin complex
Molecular function (GO): microtubule motor activity; ATP binding; microtubule binding
Source: RefSeq, a predicted model, not a curated record